UCCCGGCAUACACUAAACCGAUCUAGUACGACAACGACACCGCAUCGGAAGGCUGUAUCAAACGAUUGUACCGAUUGUCAAACCUGCUGCCCCGUGAGUGAAUCAAGAAUGAAGCUGUUGUACGUGUGCUGCACUUUCCUGUUGGUGGCGGUGGCAUUUGAUAGCAUCGCAGCGAUCCCAGUGGAACAAGUGGAACAGGAUGGAGCGAUGGUCGUGAUGGAAGAUCCAGUGCAGGAUCAACAACCACUCACGCUGGAAGACAUGGCUGCGGUUAACGAUCGCGGCAUGAUGGAAGUGGGUGAAGCAGCUCGAGAGAAGCGACACCAUCGGUACGGUGGCUAUGGUGGUGGUUAUGGCGGAUAUCGAGGUGGAUAUGGAGGAUAUGGUGGAUAUGGAGGAUAUGGUGGAUACCGUGGCGGUUACGGUUAUGGUGGUCACCGGGGAGGAUACGGAGGUUACCGUCGGGGGGGAUACUACUGAAGCGCAUAAAGUGUGUAUAAAGUGUGAUGUUACAAAUUGUACCCAAUAAAGAACGAUUGUGAUACGGCA
Anopheles funestus (African malaria mosquito) is the source of this 549-nucleotide messenger RNA. Its product is annotated as neuropeptide-like protein 32. NCBI's taxonomy places the organism in Eukaryota, Metazoa, Arthropoda, Insecta, Diptera, Culicidae. The coding region runs from base 109 to 480 and encodes 123 amino acids. The transcript has 2 exons. The record is from RefSeq and is a predicted model, not a curated record.